CAGGUGGGACAGGAUGACAGGGUAUUUGGCCCGGCAUGUGGCCAUUUAGAAAGGUCAGCUCUAAGCCCUCUUUGGCAAAGGUACAAGCACUUCUCUCCAGAAAAUGAUGGCAUCAGGAUGUCUCCGGCCAUUUGUUGCUCGGAGUGGGAGGGACUCCCACACUCACCCCCCCCCCCUCAAGUGCAAAGGGGAUCCACAGGUGCUAGGUUCUUGCCCAAAGGUAUUUGGAGCUCCCGGGAAGCCGGGGGGGGGGGGGGGAGGCGGGGACUGGGCUCAGGGCAUAGCGGUUUAUAAGGUAGCAGGAUCUGCUCUGAGAAGCUUGUUUAGCUCUUUCCACCAUGAAGGGAACGCUGCUUCUGCUGGCCUUGCUGGUGACGGGAGAGCUGGGCUUCCAGACAACAGAAGCAUGCAUUCCUUUCCUGGAACUUAUGGUUGCCACAGUCUCUGGAAACAGGCACUUCCUGGAUUUGUCCACUGCUAAAUUCAACGCUACUGCCGAGGAAGUCACGGCCUUCAGGAAUAUCCAGGAUUGCUACAAUGAUGGGGGACUCUGGAGGAAAGCUUUGGAACCCAAUGUUAUGAAAAGCUUGUACUUCAGCAAAGAGUGUGUUGCCUUCUAUGGCACAGAGACUGUGAAAGUAAUUUUGGAGUUUUUCCAGAAAAUGAUGGCUCAUAGCAAACUUGGUUCAUCUUAGCUUUGCAAAAUGUCUGAUCCGAGUG
Messenger RNA from Meriones unguiculatus (Mongolian gerbil), 720 nucleotides. Its product is annotated as secretoglobin family 2B member 20-like. The coding region runs from base 339 to 695 and encodes 118 amino acids. Lineage: Eukaryota; Metazoa; Chordata; Mammalia; Rodentia; Muridae. The record is from RefSeq and is a predicted model, not a curated record. The transcript has 3 exons.